CUUUGUUCAAGCAUCUUGUAUUACUUCAUGACCUCCUGAUGGACCCGCCUUCGUAUGAGGAGGCCCGUUUCAACCCUCCCAUUCAGACCGUCUGCUCCCGUCCUCCCCCUGCGUACGACGCCUCCCUCGCGUCGCCCCCGACGCCGCCGCCCGCCUACAGAGACGCAGUUACCUCUCCUUCGAACCCUUUUCCUGUCCUCACUCCACCGUCACUGGGACCCGUCGAGCCGGCAACUCACCACCCAAAUGGAGUCAUCGUCCAUCCGGUGACUCAAGUCGGCGCUCCCCAGAGGACCCACCGCGCCCACAGUCUUCCGUCGGCCGUGGUGACCCAGCCGGGGCCGGUUCCCAUCAGGGUGUCGUGUCUGAGGGAUUUCCCCGCCUUGGUUCAAUGCCCGCACUGCCAGCGCACCGUCACUACCAAGGUCAAGUUUGUUCCCGGGAGCAGUGCCUGGUGCAUGUGUGUCUUACUGGGACUGACGGGGGUGCUUUGCGGUUGCUGUUUGAUCCCGCUGUGUGUGCGCUCCAUGCAGGACGCUCAUCACUACUGUCCCCACUGCGGAGAACCUCUUCAUGUUUACAAGAGUUGAUCAUCAAAACACUUCUUCACAUAUUUAUACCACGACUUUGAAUAUUGAACAUUGAUUACUGAAUGAAGCGACCUCCAUGGGUCAUGGACACGGACGGAUUCUGUUGCUGGAACAGGAAGUUCUACUGCAGCAACCUGAAACUCCUGGACUUCUUCAUCCAGCUGGAGUCAGAAUUCACCAACGAAAGACAAAACUUUCGUCUGCUAACUGCCUCCUGAUAAACCUGGAGGUGAGGAGGAAAUAAUAUUGUGCCGUGAGAAACUGAAUUUGAAUGUGAAAUUAAUUCAUUAAUUAGGUUUAACAAAAAUGCUUUAACUGUUUGGAAUUAAAAUAAGAUUUACAUUAUAUCAUAGUUGUUUUUUUUUUAUUAUUAUAUUUUCGGGUUUUUUUUUUAAUCAAAUCCAGUUUCUGAUGGCACAAGAUGGACUCCAUAGAAAUACGGAUUGUGAAUAUUUAUUUUUCUAAUGUUUAAUUGUAAGAGGAAAUGACAAAAGGUCUUUUUCACAAGCUUUUGUUUGAUGUAAAUAAGGAAAGGAUCUGAUUUGUCUGGAUGAUCUUUUGUUGGUAGUUUUUAUUGCAGAUGUUCUUCUAGUUUAUUCUAGGUUGUAAGAUUGAAGAGAAUUUCCUCGGGUCUGAAUACAUGAACACAGUUGCUUUGGUGGGUGACACUGGGGAGAACUGCGAGCUCCUGCAGGCUUUCAUCAAGCUACAAUAUGUCAGAAGGUUGUCUGAAGAAACUGGCUUCCUCAACAUCAACGUAUUCAUUUGUAUAUAUGUAUCUCCUUCCAGUGAUUGUUAAAGUUACAGACACUGAACACAUUCUUGUGAGGGCGGGACGAAUGACACAUUUAUGUGAGUGUGUGUGUUGACCUGAUCAAAUUCCAGCUCCUCCCAGUUUCUACUUGAACAGCAGAUGAUUCAGAGAGAAGGAAAGACUGGGUCUGAAUGUAAAGAUACAGUCUCCACAUCGCAGAUGCUGAAGUGGCCCAGACUCACUUCCUGUUUAAGUUAUGCCUGAAUUUAAAGAAUGACACAUUUAAAACCCUGCAGACAUUAAACUGUCUGCAGGGUUUAACAGAUUGGGGACAGACAUGUCGGGGAAAGAAAGAAUGGGUCAGAAAUAAUUGACAAACAGUAAUAGUCCAUGUAAAUUUAACUUUUUACUUUCACUCAAUCCACACAAAUGUCUUCAGUUCUUACUCUUUAUAGUCUCAGAAUGGAAUUAAAUUAAACUGUCUGAGGACAACUUGAUGUUUGAAAUGUAGUAAAUCCAAGAGAUUAGCUAGUGAGAGUAUUGUAAGCUUAUCAGUGUUUUAUAUUCAACUCUAAAACAUAUGAUUUAAAUUGGAUUGGAAAGUCUCAGUGUUUGAUGAGUGGGUUCUCUGCAUCGUUUUGAAUAAUUCUGACACAUUAUUGUCUAUUUUAUAUUAUAAUAUUUUAAAUUAUAAGCAGCUUAGCCAGCAGUCGUUGCCACUAGUCAUUUCGCUGGUGACAAACAGAAUUUAACAGAUACUUAGAGUGUGUGUGUUCAUUAUGUGCAUUUUUGUAGUUUUCUUUUUUCUUGUCUUUUGUAGGUGAUUUGAUUUCUUCAUUUGAAGUGUAAAAACCAUGAAAACUAAAGCUAGAAUUUUUUUUUUUGCCUUUCUAAGAGUAAAUUUGAGCUGGAUCCACUUGUUAGGGAAUGUCAGAGUGUUUUGCUUUUGAUAAUGACCCUCUGAUUUCACACAAGGUGUUUCAUUCCAAAUAUAAGAAGUUAUCAGUGUUUAUGCGAAUCCCGAUGAACUGAUGUCCAGCUAUUGGAGUUUCAUCAGUAUUUUUGUGAAGCGUUUGACAAAUGUGUAAACUUAAAGCUAAUAUACGUAUAUUUAAUAUAGAGAAGAGGGAGCGAGAUAUGCAUGAAGGAUCUGUUUCUGUACUGUUAUGACUGUGAAAUAAACGCUCUGUUUCUUUGA
This is a messenger RNA of Salarias fasciatus (jewelled blenny), 2542 nucleotides long. RefSeq names its product lipopolysaccharide-induced tumor necrosis factor-alpha factor homolog. The record is from RefSeq and is a predicted model, not a curated record. The transcript is spliced from 5 exons. Gene Ontology annotation, molecular function: zinc ion binding. NCBI's taxonomy places the organism in Eukaryota, Metazoa, Chordata, Actinopteri, Blenniiformes, Blenniidae. Gene Ontology annotation, cellular component: cytoplasmic side of lysosomal membrane; cytoplasmic side of late endosome membrane; nucleus. The coding region runs from base 39 to 590 and encodes 183 amino acids.